Ascoidea rubescens DSM 1968 is the source of this 5225-nucleotide messenger RNA. It is a transcript of the gene RPA190, whose product is annotated as DNA-directed RNA polymerase I core subunit RPA190. The annotation marks the transcript as partial. Gene Ontology annotation, molecular function: DNA-directed RNA polymerase activity; DNA binding. Gene Ontology annotation, cellular component: RNA polymerase I complex. The transcript has a single exon. Gene Ontology annotation, biological process: DNA-templated transcription. The record is from RefSeq and is a predicted model, not a curated record. NCBI's taxonomy places the organism in Eukaryota, Fungi, Ascomycota, Saccharomycetes, Ascoideales, Ascoideaceae.
CGACUAUAUACAGCCCUCGGUUGCACCCAGUUCCGGUUUGAAAAAUUUUUAUGAGGUUGAAAUUUUUUUGGAUCUUGAACUUUUCAGUUGUUUUUGAUGGCUGUUGAUACUUCUCAAUAUCUUAACCCCAAUAUCCUGACCCCCAACAUCCUGAGCAUAUUGUGACUAGCCAUUAACUGCCCAGCUACACCAACGCCAGAUACCAACAAUGAACAUUGCUACUCCUGUGGGUUCUGAGAUCAAACAUGUUGACUUCAAUAUUCUUUCUGCUAAGGAGAUCAGAGACUUGUCUGCCAAAAAAAUAACAAGUCCCUCUGUUUUUGACAACUUGGGCCAUCCAAUUAAUGGUGGUUUGUACGAUUUGGCAUUGGGUGCUUUUUUAAGAAAUUUAUGUGCUACUUGUGGUCUCGAUGAAAAGUUUUGUCCAGGACAUCAGGGCCAUAUCGACUUGCCAAUUCCAAUCUACAAUCCAUUGUUCUUUCUCCAUCUAUUCAACUUUCUAAGAAUGUCCUGUAUAUACUGCCAUUCUUUCAAAUUGACCCACUCAAAGGUCCAUCAUUUCGAGUGUAAACUAAGGCUUAUCCAGUACGGAUUGUUAAAAGAAGCUACAGCUCUUGACUCGAUAAAUCUUCAAAACGAUGGAGAAAUGGACGAGGCCAUAGAAGAAGAAAAUUCAGAAGACGCAAACACUGAAAACACUUCCAAAUUCAAGAUCAAAAAAUUGAUCUCAGCAAAACAAACUUUUACUGACAAUGCUAUUCAAAAUGCUUUGCAGGAGGGAAAAACAUCCAACUCUGGUGUAACAAGUCCAACAAUUCAAGAAAUUAGAAAGAGACUCAUUAUCGAGUUCUACCAUACAGUCUCAGCUAAAAAAAAAUGCGAAAACUGCUCAAUGUUCAACCCAAAUUACAGAAAGGAUGGAUACUCAAAAAUCUUUGAAGCCUCCUUAACCGAAAAGCAGACCAUUCACAAUAGAAUCAAAGGCAUCAAUAGAAAUGGAAUGAUCACUGAAAAUAAACAGUCUUCAAUCCCAGAAACUAACGAGGAUGAAGAAAUCGAUCCAGAUGCUUCUUCUCUUCCAAAUGUCAAAUAUAAAGCCGGAUCAAAAUAUGUUUUAUCUAUGGAAGUUAGAAAUAUUCUCAGAUCUGUUUUUAAGAAUGAACAAGCCAUUAUUCAAUUGAUAUUCAACUCAAGGCCUUCCAUCACUAAAAAAAAGAAUUGCAUUAAUGCUGAUAUUUUUUUCCUUCAUGCAAUUAUUGUUCCUCCUACUAGAUUCAGACUUCCUUCUAAACUUGGCGAUCAAGUUCAUGAAAAUGCUCAAAAUGAAAUACUUUCAAAAAUUCUUUCUUCAAUAAUAAGCAUCAAGGAAAUCAACGAAAGAAUCUUAAAUUUCGAGAAAGAUAAAGCAGAGUCUCCUGACGAAAGAAAGCUUUUGUUUAAUAGAUUGAUGAAUGGAUUUGUUACCUUGCAAAACAACGUCAAUGGUCUUAUUGAUUCUGCCAAAAACCAAAAUCUGAAUGUUUCAAGAGAUCCUCCACCAGGUGUCAAACAAAUUUUGGAGAAAAAAGAAGGUUUAUUCAGAAAACAUAUGAUGGGAAAGCGUGUUAACUAUGCUGCAAGAUCUGUUAUUUCUCCUGAUCCUUUAAUUGAAACCAAUCAAGUAGCAGUUCCACCUGUUUUCGCUAAAAAACUAACCUUCCCAGAACCUGUAACAUCAUACAAUGCUUCCCAGCUUCGUCAAUAUGUCAUCAAUGGUCCUGAAAAAUGGCCAGGGGCUGUUCAAAUUCAAAAUGAAGAUGGCUCUUUGAUCUCUUUAAUUGGAAUGUCUCUUGAGCAAAGAAAAGCUUUGGCCAACCAAUUGACUACCCCUUCACUUAAUACUCCUUCCUCAAUUGCUGUAAAUAAAAAAGUCUAUCGUCACCUUAACAACAACGAUAUUGUAUUGAUGAACCGUCAACCAACUUUACACAAAGCUUCUAUGAUGGGCCAUAAAGUCAGAGUUCUUCAGGGUCAAAAAACAAUUAGAAUUCAUUAUGCAAACACUGGUGCUUACAAUGCUGAUUUUGAUGGAGAUGAAAUGAAUAUGCAUUUCCCUCAAUCUCAAAUGGCAAGAUCUGAAGCCUUUAAUUUAGCUAACACCGAUUCUCAAUAUCUAACACCCACUUCUGGUUCUCCUGUCAGAGGUUUGAUUCAGGAUCAUCUUUCUGCUGGAGUUUGGCUAACCAACAAAGAAUCAUUUUUCACAAAAGAAAAAUACCAAUAUUUUAUUUACAAUUGCUUGAGACCUGAAGAUGGUCACACAAAUAGUAACAGAAUAAAAACUGUCAUCCCAGCUAUUUUAAAACCUGUUCCAUUAUGGACAGGAAAACAAAUAAUAUCAACUAUUUUGUUGAAUAUUAAACCCUUAAACACGCCAGGUAUUAAUUUGACAUCGGAAAAUAAAAUUAAAAAUGAAUACUGGGGUAAUGGAUCUAAAGAAAAUACUGUUUUAUUCAAAGAUGGUGAGUUGUUAUGUGGUAUUCUAGACAAAUCGCAGUAUGGUGCUACUAAAUAUGGUAUCAUCCAUGCUCUCCAUGAAAUCUAUGGUCCUGAUGUUUCUAGUAACUGUUUGUCAGUUUUUUCAAAAUUAUUUACCACAUUCAAUCAAGAAAAUGGUUUAACUUGUGGUAUGGAUGAUUUAAGAUUAACUCCAGAAGGAGAUGAAUGGAGAAAAGAUAUUUUGAAAGAAACUGGUGACUUGGGUAGAUUAAUAGCUUCUGACGUGGCCAAUUUAAGCAAGGAUGUCUCUGUCGAUGAUCCAGAAUUAUUAAAGAGAUUAGAGGAAAUUUCAAGAGAUGCUAACAAAAUUGCUGUUUUAGAUAAUUCCUAUAAAACCUCACUUUCAGGAAUCAAAAGUAGAGUUGACAAAAAGUGUGUUCCAGAUGGUACAAUGAAAAAAUUUCCUUCUAAUGCAAUGCAAAUGAUGUCCUUGUCUGGUGCCAAAGGUACUCCUGUGAAUGUCUCUCAAAUUAUGUGUCUUUUAGGUCAACAAGAAUUAGAAGGUAAGAGAGUACCUUUAAUGGUUUCAGGUAAAUCAUUGCCAUCGUUUCCAUCUUAUGAAACCAGUGUCAGAGCUGGUGGUUUUAUCAAACAGCGUUUCUACUCUGGUCUAAGACCCCAAGAAUAUUAUUUCCAUUGUAUGGCUGGUAGAGAAGGUUUGAUUGAUACCGCUGUUAAAACAGCAAAUUCUGGUUAUUUACAAAGAUGUCUUAUUAAACAAUUAGAAGGUGUGCAUGUUGCCUAUGAUAAUACAGUAAGAAAUUCUGAUGGUACAUUAAUUGAGUUUUUUUACGGCGGUGAUUCCAUUGAUGUCACAAAAGAAUCUUAUAUGAGACAAUUCAAGUUCUGUUUAGAAAACUAUGAUGCAUUUUUAGAAAAAUAUUCUCCUGGAGAUGCACAACAUCUAAUUGAUUUUGAAACUGCAGCUAGAUACUCCAGAAAGGUUAUGAAACAGCUAGAUAAAAAUUCUGGACUCCCUCCUUAUAAACAGGACAUCAAAUAUGAUCCAGUAAUCAAUUUAUUUAAUCCUUCUAAAUAUCUUGGUUCUGUUUCUGAAGAAUUCCAAUCUUCUGUGAAUACUUUUAUGGAAGAGAAUCCUAAAUUAUUUUCAAAAAAGAGUUCAGGAGGUCUAUCAACUAGGAAAUUUCGUGCAUUCAUGCAAUUGAAAUACAUGAAGUCUUUGAUUAAUGCUGGAGAACCUGUUGGCAUUAUUGCAGGUCAAUCCGUUGGUGAGCCUUCGACCCAAAUGACGUUAAACACUUUCCAUUUUGCUGGUCAUGGUGCUGCUAAUGUCACAUUGGGUAUUCCACGUUUAAGAGAAAUUGUUAUGACUGCAUCAACCUCAAUUAAAACUCCACAAAUGACAUUGCCUAUUCUUGAUGAUAUCACUGAUGAACAAGCUGAUGCUUUCCGUCGUUCAGUAGAUAAAGUUUGUUUGUCUCAAUUAAUUGAUAAGGUCACUGUUGUGGAAAGUACAGGUGUUUCUGCUGAUAACAUUGAUGCCUCUAGGUCAUACAAUAUUCACAUAACAUUCUACACCAAUGAGGAAUAUGGUGAAGAGUAUGAUGUAUCACAAAAUGAUUUGGAAAAAUGUAUAAUACAUGACUUUUUGAAAGUUUUGGAGACCAAUGUUUCAAGAGAAGUAAAAAAACAAAAGAAAACAGCCAGAGAGAUAAGCAAACCUGUUUCCAAAAGCAAGACCGAGACUAAAGAUUUUAAAGCAGAUAAACAUGCUGAUGUUGAUGCAGAUACCCAAAAAGAGCGUUCUAAAGGCAAGCAAUCUACUUCUUACGAUGAUCCAGAUGAUGAAGAACUUGAAAUUAUAAAAAAAGGAGAAGCUACUUCAGAAGAAGAAUAUGAUUCUAAUAGUUCUGAUUCAAGCUCAGGUUCAGGUUCAGAUUCAGAUUCAGAUUCGGAGUCUGAAAAUGAAGAUGAGAAUAAAGAUGAAAAUGAGAAAAAAUCAUCCAUUAAAAAACAUUCUAAAGUAAAUUAUUCGGUGAAAUCAACAGAUGCAAAGGAACGUGAAUCAUCUGUUAUAAGUUCACACAACCUCAUUUCACAAUUUAAUUUUGAUGACAAAUAUGGUGAAUGGUGUGAAUUUACUUUAGACUUAAACACUCAAACAGAAAAAUUGCUUAUGCUUCAAAUUGUUGAAGAAGUCUGCCACAAAGUUGUUGUUAGGGAGAUUGAGAAAAUUUCCGGAUGUUAUCGUCCAUCAGUUAAAUCAGGUCAAAAAAGAGUUUUUACCACUGCUGGAGUUAACUUCUAUCCUAUGUGGGAACAAGAUGAUAUUAUUGAUGUUAAUGGUAUUACAUCCAACGAUGUUUAUGCUAUGUUAACUACCUACGGUGUUGAAGCUGCUCGAAACACGAUUGUUAAUGAAAUUUACAAUGUUUUUAACAUCUAUGGUAUUGGUGUUAAUUCUCGUCAUUUGGAUUUGAUUGCCGAUUAUAUGACUAGAGAUGGUACCUAUCUUGCUUUCAAUCGUCAAGGUAUUGCAUUGUCCACCUCUCCAUUUAUGAAAAUGAGUUAUGAAACUACUUGCAAUUUCCUUACUGAGGCUGUUUUGAAUAACACCAGAGAAGAACUUAAUAGUCCUUCUGCAAGACUUGUUAUUGGUAAGUUGUCAAAUGUUGGUACUGGCAGUUUCGAUGUGUUGGCCAAAAUGCCUUUGAAUUAACUCUUGU